Molecule: messenger RNA, 3537 nt
Organism: Perca flavescens (yellow perch)
Lineage: Eukaryota; Metazoa; Chordata; Actinopteri; Perciformes; Percidae
Gene: atf5a
Product: activating transcription factor 5a
Exons: 4
Coding region: 1151-2680 (509 amino acids)
Biological process (GO): regulation of transcription by RNA polymerase II
Cellular component (GO): nucleus
Molecular function (GO): RNA polymerase II transcription regulatory region sequence-specific DNA binding; DNA-binding transcription activator activity, RNA polymerase II-specific
Source: RefSeq, a predicted model, not a curated record
AUGCAAUGGAGAUGCAACAGACUUCUAACUGAACAACAAAGUGCGUUGUGAAUCAACUAGACCCCUUUCAAAACAAUACCAUGGCACAUAGUAAAGUACAGACUCGGAAAUGUAUUCGUGCGUAUUUGAGAGCGGUGUUCACGUAAAUCUGUUACGCCGUCGAGCUCAGAAACGGACGUAGUGCCCUUACUAUUUCCCUGGUAGGCUACUGCCUCUACAGCAACACGGGUUAUGGAGGAAAAAAAACAAUGACAAGGUGUAACGCGCUCUAUGGUAACGCGUUACACGCGAUUACUUUUCGCAUUACUACGGAGAUGAUAUCUCUAUAACAACAAGCGAGAACCACUUAUUUGCUUUCCGCUUCGAAAUGUCAACAGUUUCAUUGAAUAACUGACCCUGAAUUAGUGUUUCUUCUCUGACUAAACAAACAUUGAGCUUUUAAAUAUAUUUCAUUAGCUGUCAGCGGACUGUCGACUAUAUCCUACACUGUUUUCAUUUAUUUUUGCUAGCUUACAUUGGUUGCCUUUCUAUUAACUUUUUUUCGGUUAUGUUUCCUUUUUAAUUAGGCUACCGUUUUUUAAUAUUAUUUUGAAAGCAAUCCUCAUGUUGUGGCUGUAUUACAACAGUAAUGUAAGAAACUAAUCAUUAUAUACUUAGGGGUGGUGGUACUUUUGAAACCAGCAUUAAGGAACGAGUAAAUGUAGCUAGGCUACUUUGAUAACGGAGCCCGGCGGAGAGUUUGUGGGACGUCCUUCGAUGAGACGCGGCGGGUGGGGGCGGAGGGAUCUACGCUCGGCAGCACGGUUUGUCCUGGUGACGCAGUUGGUUGCUAGGUGUGAAUGAACUGAUGCUUUCUCACAAUUAAGCAGCUCCUCAGUUUACAGGUCGACCACAAAGCAACAACUCGUACUUUUUGCGCUGCCCCGGAUAUUCCGAGCUCCAAUAUGGCUCUUUAAACUCGUGAAGUUGUUGGACCCGAAAAUAAAUCGUGCUUUGCUUUAGCAACGCACCCCAAAGUGCUACCUUGUUUCUGCAAGAAUGGAGUUUCAUUAUGCUCACCCAUCCCUGCUCUCUGUGGCCCAUCUAUCAGACCCUGCUUGCUCUCAGCAUAUGCUUGGACUUGGACUGAAUCAAAGCACCAACAGACAAUAUGAUGGCAACAUCAGCUCCUGUUUGGAAGACUCUUCAUGUCUGCCUGGCAGACCCCCUCGCUCUCUCUCACCCACAGGCUAACCACAGCCAAUCACAGGGGUGCAGGGGGGAGGUGUCAGAGGAGAGUCAGCAUUUAAUUGGUGAUGGUCUCACUGACUGGAUGACGGAAGAAGUGGAUUUCUCCUCGUACCUCCCGAACCCUCCUUCCCCUCCCUCCUCCACCAAUGCCUCCCUUCCCCCUUCACCCCUUCAGAAUGAUAUCCAGGUGCCCUCUGACUUGGAGGUCAUGACCUCUCUGCUGCAAGAGGAACUUGCCCAACUAGAGGAUUACUUUCUGUCUGAACCACUGCCAGAGAAAGGGCCCAGGCUGGGAAAAUGCGACAGGGGUCCACUGCCGGCGGGUCCUCAGCCAUUUAGUCAGCUGCCAUACGCAUCAUACUCUACAUCCAACCAGUCAGAAUCCAGUCCACUCCUUGUUACCCUGGCAACCGGAGAACUGGACCUGCUGAGUAUUUGUGGCGGUCCCAUUGGGCGAUCCAAAAUUCCAAGACACGCCCCGUACAGCUGCAGUCGCCCCACUGGGUGCGUUAGGAAAAGACUUCCUGAUGGUGUGAGGUUCAGUGAAGGCUAUGACAACAGUUUGUUGAGUUCCAAAGGAAGUAACUUAGGUAACUCAGCGGUGACCCUUACAGGUAACUAUGACUGCGUAGAGGACGAGCAGCUGGUAGAGAAAAGCUACUCUCUGGGUAGUGCAGUCGAGGUCAGAAGAUGUGCCGUUUUACCAAAAGACGAGAAAAAUUGCUGUUUCAGUCAAAAUGUCAUAGGUGGUGCAAAGGUUGUUGGUGGUGGAUUUGGCUUCGGCGCAUCUCUUGAUGUCCCGCACAAGAAAGAGGAUCUGCUGAUGUAUAGCAUGAGGGAGGUCAGCGGAGGCACUAGUAACAACCAAGUGCUGAAUAGUAUCAAAAGUAGUGUGGAGGUGACAAAAGCCACCGUUUCUUGGAAAACAGAGAGCAGUGAAGGUUUUUAUCUUCCAGCAACACCACAGCCUGAGGCCUAUCAUAGCUUCUUAGGCAACAUCAACGAACAGCUGAAAUCAGAGAGUCAACAUCAUUCCAACAAUCAGAUAGGGCAACAUGAUUUACACUGUAAUUUCCUGGAGGAUCAGGGCCCAGAGUGUCUUUUAAUGGCUAGGGAGAGUCUGAACUCGGAAUCUUCAGGGCACAGACAAGCAUGCAGGCUGAAGGAGCACUGUGCUAUGAAAUACGAAGAGGACCUCAUUCCGGCUGAAGGUGGCGAGCGCAAACAGAAGAAAAGAGAUCAGAACAAAACUGCCGCACACAGGUAUCGGCAGCGAAAAAGGGCAGAGCUAGAUUCUUUGGAGGAACAGUUGCAUGGCCUUGAAGGGAGGAACCGGGAGCUCCGAGACAAGGCAGAGUCGGUAGAACGUGAAAUCCAGUAUGUCAAAGACCUGCUGAUUGAAGUUUACAAGGCCCGCAGCCAAAGGCUCAAGCAGGACACCACAGCGUAAUACCGAGCUCCUGCAAGUACCUUUUAAGAAGGUGUAACAGGGAAAAUGUGGCGCUUUUUUGUGUCCUUAAGAUUGUCCAGAAUAGAAUUUUUAGUUUUAGUUUUUUUUCAUUGCGGGCGGGGUAAAUGCAUGCUUUGCUAAUGUGAAUUCUUUUUUACAUUUUAAAUCAACACUAUCCAAUGCUUCCAUUGCUUUCGCACUCUAAUCACUUGAGCCUGCACUGUGGCAUUGCAAUGCUUUAAAUGACAAUCAUUUUUAAUAGAUCUCACACUGCGUGGAUCUACUAAUUGAAAUACGGUUAUCUCUGAAUAAGUAAUGUUAUUCAUUAUGCAGGUCUAAUAUUUUUAACAGCCUUACAUUGGAAUUGAUGUCAGCAAUAGAACUACAUGUGGUUUUUCUAUUUUAAAGUUUUAUUUACAAUUACUGUACCACCCUUUUUGAUAGUUGAAUGGUCAAAUAUGUUGUUGGUGUCAACAUGUGAAACUGCAUCAUUUCAUUUUGAACACAUCGUUCACACCAAAUACAUUUUUCUAGAAUUAUUUCUUGCCUCCCUUGAACAGCAAAUGUUAUUUCAAUUGCUAUGAAUAUUUUAAAAUAUUAGAAUUGCACUUGAAGAUGUAUUGACUUUUACAACUGCAGAAAGAACGGCUGAUGUACAGAAGAGCAAAAGACUUUUCGUCAUCAACCUUAGCAAAAAUGUCUCAAAACUGUAGUUACAUUUUAUUCCAAUUUUUCAAAGCCUUUGAUUGACUGCGGAUUUGGGUGUUUUGAGCAUGUAGUUUCUUUUUUUCCUUUUUCUUAAUAUCAAAAAUAUACAUUUUCCCCUGCUUUGUUAGAAACAUUUUGUCUACUGUAUU